Rotaria sordida is the source of this 887-nucleotide messenger RNA. NCBI's taxonomy places the organism in Eukaryota, Metazoa, Rotifera, Eurotatoria, Philodinida, Philodinidae. The record is from the annotation of a GenBank genome assembly.
GUCUGAAAGGCAACAUCAAUAUAGGUUUAUUUUGUUCCUUCUUAUUCAAGGAAUUUAUCUGUUAUUGUUAAGUUCUAUUCUACGGCGUGUCUAAACUAAAGAAAAAAAAUUUCAAUUUUAAGAAAUUAUGUUGAAUUUAUCUAUCUUUUCAUUAGUCUUCACGUACAUCAAAAAAAACUCAAAAUCAAACAACUCCAUCAGAUUCAGUAACAUCAACAAAUAAUGUUAAUUCGAUUGAUGAUGAUACUAAUAACAAUGAAACUAUAGAUAAUAAUGAUACAAAUAUAAAUGGUCGUCUUCCACCACCAACAAUUGGUGCACGUGUAAUGGCUAUGUAUCAAGGUGCUCAGCGUACAGGAAAAGUAUUAAAUGUAAAUGAUAAACGUGGUAUAUUUAAAAUGCGUUUCGAUGAAUUUCCAACAGCUGAAUUUGAUUAUUCAUUCAGUUAUAAAUCACCAGCUUGGUCUUAUGUUGCUACUCCACCAGCACCAUCGUCAUCAUCUACAACUACUGAAACAACGAAAAAUGAUAAUGAACCAUUAUUUAGUAUUGUAAGAAAAUUUAAAGCAUUAAUUAAAUUUAUGUUACCACCAGAUUGGGAUUUAACACGUGAACAAAUAACAUCAAUGAGUUAUGAUGAACUUAGCCGAUUUGAUGUUGAAUUAUUUAUGCAAUCAUAUCGAGAAAAAAUGACUCAAAUUGUUGAACAACGUAAAGCUGAUGAAGCACGUUGGCGUACAUCAGCUCAACGUAUACAAGCUGAAGUAACUGAAUUACUUAAUUUAACUGGAAUGCCAAUUUCAAUUGAUAGUUCAAUGGAUGAUUUUGAACAACAUAUUCAAGAUUAUAUAACACAAGCUGAAAAACGACAAAAUGCAUCAUCUUGA